Molecule: messenger RNA, 1800 nt
Organism: Paramecium tetraurelia
Lineage: Eukaryota; Ciliophora; Oligohymenophorea; Peniculida; Parameciidae
Exons: 5
Source: RefSeq, a predicted model, not a curated record
AUGCAAAAGGCUAUUGAAAAUAGACUCUACCACAUCGAAUAGUUAGCAGAAUCACUGAAGUCAAGCACUUCAGUAGAAUAGACCAGAAUUAUGAGCAGCUUACAGGAGAUCGCCAAAACUCUUAAAAGCAUUUCCAAAACUGAGAUUGAAUUAAAUUAAAAGAACAAACAACUUGAUCAUGUUACCAUGGAGGCUGUCAUGUAAAAAUAAACAAUACAAAAAUUAAAGGACUAAUAAAAUCAUUACAAAAUCGACAAUGAGGGAUAUUUAAAACAGUUGAGUCUCUCCUAGCAGGAUUAGCAUAAGUUAUGCAGAGAUCUGUUGCAGUAGAAAAGAGUGGGGGAUGAACAGUAUAAGAAAAUCAAGUUCCUAGAGAAAAGGAUAGAAAUGAUGUUGGAGAAAAAUCUAUAUUCCCAUUCCGAAGAGCUCAGGAAUACAUUGUCAGAAUUGAUCAGGGAUAACGAAUAACUCAAACGGGAUCUAGUAAAAAAGGAGAAGGAGAAUGAAAGACUCAAGGAUUUAAAUUCCAAAUUACUUUAAUAAAAUAAUAGAUUGACAAAAAAGUUAGAUUCCUUAAAAACCAAGAAAGUUGGGGUUAAAGAAACUGUAACUGAAAGUUAAUAGAUUUCCAAUUAUGCCUUCAAUCCCAACUCCUUACCAAGCAAUCUAGAAUUCAGAUUGAACGACCUUGAUAAUGACGAUUGUGAUUUCUUAUUGGAUUUAAUUGAACAUGGACCAGAAGUCUUUACAAAUCAAGUUGUCACACUCGAGUCUGUUCAACAAAAAAAAGAUCUAAUCAAUCUAGUGGCAUCUCAAUUUAUAAGUGCAAGAGAUUUCUCUGAAAAGAUAAAUUAAAUAAUGAACGAAUUUAUAACUAUGAUCAGUUACAAGAGCAUUCAAGAUUUUCAAAUACAUGUAAGCAAAGCAUUUCGAUCUAUUUUUGGAACUGAAAUAGUUCAUCUAUGGAUAAUUGACGGUAUGACCUGUAGAGCUCAGACUUAUGAUUGCAAUGGAGCUCAACACGUUGCCUUGCUGACUGAUGGUGUCUUUAGUUAAUUGGUAUUUGAGGAUUACGGGAUAAGAAGUCCAUCGAAAAAAUAAGAACUGCUCUAUAUAACAGAGAACAAUGAAGUUUUUGGCAAAAACUUUCUCUUACUUCCUAUUAUGGGAAAUAGUUCAAAGCCUUGUGGAAUUCUAGAAAUUCAAAACAUUUAAGAAAAUUUAUUCCUAGAUUCUCAAUAUUAUGGGUUAUUGAUCAAUAUGUUAAGUAAGUCAGUGGUUUAAAGUAUUUUGGAUUUCGAAGCCUUAGUUAAAGAGCUCAAUUACAGGGAUCUCUUCUAUAGAUGCUUCAAUAGGUUGAUCCAGUGUAAGGACAAAGACCAUUUUUGUGCAGCAUUACAAGAAUCUGCAAUGUAAAUAUUUCAAAUCGCUUAAACCAAAUUAUUAUUCAUUGAGAAUAAUCAGUUUUCGAUCUAAGGCAGAUCUUAUCAAUUACAGGCUGGGUGUGCUUAUUAGAUUUAUUUAAAAGGCAAACCUCAAAUAUUCACUUAAAUUACUAGACAAGAUCAUUUUGAUGAAAAUACAGAUAUCUCCUCAAUAUUACCUGUGUUCAUUGCACCAAUCUAUUUGAAUGACUAAGUUUCAGCCAUCUUACAAUUUAUACUAAAGAGGAAAUAAAUGAUUGAUAAACAUCCAUUUGGAAAUUAGGCUAAUAUUGGGUUCAGAUUAGACACCAUUGAUUAAGACGCCCAGAAAUUUUAUGAAAUAGUAUAGAAUGCCUUUUAGAUUGUAUUUAGAUGA